Messenger RNA from Beta vulgaris subsp. vulgaris (sugar beet), 1594 nucleotides. Its product is annotated as elongation of fatty acids protein 3-like. Gene Ontology annotation, molecular function: fatty acid elongase activity. The coding region runs from base 393 to 1313 and encodes 306 amino acids. NCBI's taxonomy places the organism in Eukaryota, Viridiplantae, Streptophyta, Magnoliopsida, Caryophyllales, Amaranthaceae. Gene Ontology annotation, cellular component: endoplasmic reticulum membrane. The record is from RefSeq and is a predicted model, not a curated record. Gene Ontology annotation, biological process: fatty acid elongation, saturated fatty acid; very long-chain fatty acid biosynthetic process; sphingolipid biosynthetic process. The transcript has a single exon.
UUUAGACACUCUGUCUCUUUGACCCAACCCUUAAACUAAUCUUCCGCCCACAUUCCUCCAUAACUCUCCGUCUCCGUCUCUCUGUUGCUCUUCAACCUAUAAACUUUUAAUUAUAAAACCCCUCGCUUUCCCCUUUUCCUUUCUUAACUAUUCAACCACAAUAAAAAACAUCUCCUUCCAUUCACAUCUUCCCACGUGUACCCCUUAUAUUAUUAUAACCUUAUUAUACUAGAUUACCUCCCUCAGCUCAUCACCCACCAUUACUUUUCCACACACACACCCGAUUUCCUCGUUCUACUUCUCUCUCCUCCUCCAAACUCCAAACUAUCAUUCAUUGGGGGUGGUGGUGAUUAGAUGUAAAUUCAGGUUUGUUGUUGCCAUCCAUUUAUCCGAUGUCAACAAUCGGAAAAUACAUCGACAACAUAACAUAUUACUUAUCCGAACACCCAUCAAUACUAAAUUUUCGAUGGAGUUCAUCUCAAUCAUGGGGUUCAACAUGGUCAUUCUUAUUCACAUCAAUUUCUCUAUACCUUAUCUUAUCUCUUUUCCUCCACCUUGUUCUAUGUAUCAUCCUACCACGUCGUCGUCCUAUACCAUUAGGCCCAAUCCCAGCCCUUCAUUCUCUCUCUAUGGCGUUAAUCUCCUUCACUAUAUUCUCCGGCAUAUUUCUCUCCGCCACCGCCGAGAUCCGUGACACACGGUGGUUAUGGCGGCGGUCUAAAACCCCUUUUCAAUGGCUCCUUUGUUUCCCACUUGGUACACGUCCAUCUGGUCGUGUAUUCUUUUGGUCUUAUGUUUUUUACCUCUCUAGAUUUCUUCAUCUUUUCCGUACUUUUUUUUACCUCCUACGACGCCGUAAAUUACCCGCGCAUCACCUCUUGAACCACUCGAUUCUUAUCUUUUCGUCGUUUCUAUGGCUUGAAUUUUCACAGUCUUUUCAGGUGCUCGCCAUUGUUUUCACAACUCUUGUUUCGUCUCUUGUUUAUGGGUAUCGAUUUUGGACUGCAAUUGGAUUGCCGAGUGCGUGUUUUCCUUUUGUUUUGAAUUGUCAGAUUGUUCUUCUUGGGUGUAAUUUGAUCUGUCAUGUUGGUGUUCUUCUUAUGCAUUUUCUUAAAGGUGGAUGUAAUGGUAUUGGUGCUUGGGGGUUUAAUUCGGUUUUGAAUACUGCCAUUUUAUCCCUUUUUUUGAAUUACUAUGUCAAGAGGUACCUCAAGAAAAGCAAGCUUAAUUCCAAUAAUUGUAAUAAUGGCGGCAAUGACGGCGGCGGCGGCAAUGGCGAUAGCUCUGAGCUAGAAAAGGUUAAGGAUCUUUAAUAAUGAUGAUGAUGUUGUGAUAUAUAGAUGAUUUUGUGUGGAGUUUUUUCAUUGUAUAUAAGGCAUUUACUAUCAUGAUUGAGGUAGAUACUAGCUAUAUGUUAUGGUAGAUGAAACUGUGAAGUGUGAAUCAAUUGUUGCAACAGAUUUUCAUUGUCACUUGACUUUGUUGCUUCAAUUUGUUACCCCUAUCAGUUUUUUUCCAUGCUCGUGUACAUUGUAGUGGAGACGGAGAAGAAUAGAGAGAAUGAAUCUAAAUAAUGAAUUUCCUCUUUUCUUCA